GGACAACCUUAUCAACAAUGAAGAGGACAUGGAAGAACUCAGCAAGAGUGGGAUUCUUAUCAACUGGCUCAACCCACAUGACACGACACAGUUCUUUAAGAUGCUAUACCAUGAUGCUUUUUUGAAAGAGUUUCAUUACCAGAAGCUUUGCUGGGAAGUGAAUGAAUAUCAGCAGAAAUUGUGGCCUAAAUGGCGAACUUUUUAUACCCACAAUUAUUUUGCGAAGCCGUGGGCCAUUGUUUCUCAGAUUGUUGCUGCUAUCCUUCUCGUCCUAGCUUUCUUGCAAACCAUUUAUUCCAUGAAGUGAUCAGUACUUGUUUUAAUACAUCAUGUUAGAGACAAACAAAAAUUGUCAUGAGUUAGUGAUAUGUAAUAUUCGUGAUAUGGGGACUCUGUACUUUCAAUGAAUCUCUUAUGAGGAA
Messenger RNA from Rubroshorea leprosula, 422 nucleotides. Lineage: Eukaryota; Viridiplantae; Streptophyta; Magnoliopsida; Malvales; Dipterocarpaceae. The record is from the annotation of a GenBank genome assembly.